This is a messenger RNA of Dama dama (fallow deer), 1924 nucleotides long. It is a transcript of the gene DNAJC28, whose product is annotated as DnaJ heat shock protein family (Hsp40) member C28. Bases 354 to 1496 code for a protein of 380 amino acids. The transcript has 2 exons. Lineage: Eukaryota; Metazoa; Chordata; Mammalia; Artiodactyla; Cervidae. The record is from RefSeq and is a predicted model, not a curated record.
GGCGGAGCUGGUGCCCGGGACGGGGCGGGGCCUCCCGAAAGCUCCUACUCUUGUCCUCUAGAGAAGACUAGGGCUUAAAGGACAUUCUGAGGUUCCCUGAUAAGGUAGGACGUCUGUCCCUAUUAGGUAUAAUACUGCCCGCCGCACCCCGAGGGUUCCCUCUGUGUAAGACGCAGAUGAUCUAGCCCAGCGGCGGCGCUGGCCGCCGGCCUCCCGCCGAGACGCCUGUGAAGCGAAGGGCACAUGGCGCACGCAUGCGCCAAGGCGCAGCUUGGACGCGGGAGCCGCUGAGCCGCUUCUGAGAUCAUUGCUAGGGAAGAACUCUGGGUACCAUAAGGAACACAACGUAUGUGAUGAUGGCUCAGAUCUUAAGAUCUCAUCUGAGAAGUGCUUCAGUGAUUCCUAAUCGAAUGAAAAUGGGUCCAUGUCUUGGUGUCAUAAGAACUAGAAUGAUGUCAACCCAUAAAUCCAAAAGGAAUAUGAGAGAAUAUUAUGGGCUGCUGAACCUGGAUGAAGGCUGUUCUGCAGAUGAUGUCAGGGAAUCUUUUCGUAAGCUUGCCAAGCAAUACCAUCCAGACGGUGGCUCUAGUACUGCUGAUUCUGCAACGUUUAUAAGGAUUGAAGAAGCUUACAGGAAGGUACUUUCCCACGUGAUAGAACAGACAAAUGCUAGACAGAGUAAAGUUGAAGACACAGAAGAAGAAGAAGAAAAAUUCAAAUAUAAAACACCCCAACACCGGCAUUACUUAAGUUUUGAGGGUAUUGGUUUUGGGACUCCGAGUCAACGAGAGAAGCAGUACAGGCAGUUUAGAGCAGACCGUGCAACUGAACAAGUGAUGGAAUACCAAAAGCAGAAACUGCAAAGCCAGUAUUUCACUGAUAGUGUCACUGUUAAAGAUGUAAGACACAGUAAGGAACGAAAGAUAACUCAGGCAAUAGAGCGUUUGGUGGAAGAUCUCAUUCAGGAAUCAAUGGCAAAAGGAGACUUUGACAAUCUCAGCGGGAAAGGAAAACCUCUGAAAAAAUUUUCUGGCUGUUCAUAUAUUGAUCCUAUGACUCACAACCUGAACAGAAUAUUGAUAGAUAAUGGAUACCAACCAGAAUGGAUCCUAAUGCAAAAGGAAAUAAAGGAUACCAUUGAUCAACUCAGAGAGGCAAUUUUAGUGUCGAGGAAAAAACUUGGGACUCCAAUGACAUCAGCUGAACAGAAACAGUGGAACCAAGUUUGUGAGCAGUUUCAAGAAAACAUCAAAAAGCUAAAUAAGCGAAUUAAUGAUUUUAAUUUAAUUGUUCCCCUUCUGACCAGGCAGAAGGUCCAUUUUGAUGCACAGAAAGAAAUUGCCAGAACCCAGGAAAUACACAUGACCCUUAUAAAAACAAAAGAAGUCACGGAUAAAAACCCAUAUAACAUUGAUCCGGGAGAAGGAGAGAAAACACCUGGAGUUAAGACCAGUUUCUUUAACUGGAUGAAUGUGUGGAAAUUUAUUAAAAUAUGACCAUCUCAAUGUUCACAGUACUGCCCCAAAUAAUUUUCAGUAGUAUUAACACCACACAUAGAGGCUGAGGUUUCUUUCUAUCACAGAAGAGUCUGAGAACUGUGCAUCUCUGUACUUUUCACAAAACAACCCACAUCUACAGUGAUGUGUAAUUGAGUGAGAGAACUGUUGGAAACCAAAUCAGAGAAAUAUUCAACCAGCUUUGUUCUGAGGACAUAGCAAGACAAGAGGAAACAACUUAAUACUGACACAAGUUUAUUAAAGCACAAAACUAACCUAAGACCUUUGGGACAUUCUCUAUAUGGUUGGAAACAUUAAGAUAGGAAAUUAGUGUAAUGGAGUUCCAGCACUCUUCUUUUCUUUUCUUUUUUUUUUUUAAUAAAGGCCUUCUCUCUGGGUACUGAAUAAAGAAACCACCAAACAUCUAA